Molecule: messenger RNA, 1420 nt
Organism: Cornus florida
Lineage: Eukaryota; Viridiplantae; Streptophyta; Magnoliopsida; Cornales; Cornaceae
Product: cycloeucalenol cycloisomerase-like
Exons: 8
Coding region: 69-938 (289 amino acids)
Molecular function (GO): cycloeucalenol cycloisomerase activity
Source: RefSeq, a predicted model, not a curated record
UCUCACACUUCAGUUCGGUUGUGUCCGAGGUCCAUCCGAGAGAAAAGCGUUAGAUCCCAAUUAACGAAAUGGGAGGUAGCGAAGUAGCUUCUUGUAGUUCGAGUUUGUGGUUUGCUCCCAAUCCAAGCAAGAGAUGGGGCGAAUUAUUUUUUCUUAUCUACACACCAUUUUGGCUCACUCUUUGCCUUGGAAUUGUCGUUCCAUACAAGCUCUACGAGAGCUUUACGGAAUUGGAGUAUCUGCUUUUGGGACUGGUUUCAGCGGUUCCUUCUUUCUUGAUACCAAUGCUAGUUGUUGGAAAGGAUGAUAGCAGCAUCUGUUGGAAAGAUCGGUACUGGGUUAAGGCCAGUCUCUGGAUAGUAAUUUUCAGCUAUGUUGGAAACUACUUUUGGACUCACUAUUUCUUCACAGUCUUGGGAGCUUCCUAUACUUUCCCAUCAUGGAAGAUGAAUAAUGUACCACACACAACUUUCCUUCUCGCACAUGUUUGCUUCCUAUUUUACCAUGUUACAUCAAACAUAACACUUCGUAGGCUACAACAUUCUAUUGCUGACUUGCCAGAGAAUAUUCAAUGGGUUAUCAAGGCUGUAUGGAUCCUAGCUCUGGCUUAUUUUAUAGCUUACCUGGAGACCGUAUCAAUUGCAAAUUUCCCUUAUUAUGACUUUGUCGAUCGGGCAUCCAUGUACAAAGUUGGCUCCUUGUUUUAUGCUAUUUAUUUUAUUGUAAGCUUCCCAAUGUUUUUGAGGAUUGAUGAGAAACCCGGUGAUCUGUGGGACUUGCCCAGAGUAGCCAUUGAUGCUUUGGGAGCUGCAAUGCUAGUCACAAUAAUACUCGACUUGUGGCGCAUCUUUCUGGGUCCCAUAGUUCCUGUUUCAAAUACACAACAAUGCCUCCAACCAGGACUGCCAUGGUUUCCAGGACAUGCCAGUGAAGUUUGAACCGAUGUGUGAGGAACAAGGAGGUCGCAGAACAAGGACAUCCAUAAGCUUAUUGAAUGUGAUAGAAACUAAUGUCUGGGUAUCUUUUGUUCAUGAUGUAAUCGUAGUUGUGUUAAAUUUAGUCAUUGUUGUAUUCGUCCAUCUUCGAGGCAUCCCAUUGAAAAUCAAAGAAGACAAUGAAUACAUUUCUCCUCCGGUUCUGCUAAUGAUUUCACCUAUCUAUGGCUCUGUUGCCAUUGAUGAUUCCCAGCUAUAGGCUGCUGCUGCAUUUCUUUUUACGCAAGACGGAUAGUUCUUUAUAUGUUUGAUUACCUUUUAUUCAUAUUGUUCUUCUUCGAUCCCAAUGUCGAGAAUGUUGGCCAUUUUUUGCUGCUCUGGAGCGUAAAUGACAGAUGGAAGAUGAAGACGAUAUGGAAUUUUUUGGUUUUGUAUUGUGGACAUUGACGUUGACAAUGUAAAUCUACAGUAUUUGCAGUUUGAUA